AUGGCUGAGAAAGUCGCUCUUGUUGAAAGUUACCUGAGCUGCCAUGUGUGUUCAGAGACUUUCAGAGAUCCUGUGUCUCUGAGCUGCAACCACAGCUUCUGUUCAAGCUGCCUGCAGAAAUUCUGGGAACAAGCUGGAAACAAGAACUGUCCCAUCUGUAAAAGGAGAUCUUCCAAGGAUAAUCUAGCAAUAAACUUCACUCUGAAGGAACUGGCUGACUCUUUUACUGGAAGAAAGAAAUCUGGAUCAUCUGAGACAGAAAAAGGAGCAAAGCAGCUGAUGGUGGUCUGCAGCAAACACCAAGAAGACCCUAAACUGUUCUGUGAAGACGAGCAGAGAGCUGUGUGUCCUGUCUGUGAGUUUUCUCUCCACCAGAGUCACAAAGUGGUUCCUGUAGAACAAGCAGUCAGUGAGCUGAAGGAGCAGCUGAGAUCUGACUUAAAGUCUCUGCAGGACAAGAGGAACAAACACAAACAGGUGGAGAAAACAUACGAGGAUGUGAUUCAACACUCCAAGAAGCAGCUGUUGUCCACAGAGAGACAGAUCAGAGCAGAGUUAAACAAGCUCCACCAGUUCCUGAGAGAGGAAGAGGAGUCCAGACUGGCAGCUCUGAGGGAGGAAGAGGAGCAGAAGGGGAAGACUAUCAGCAGAGAGAUGAAGAGGAUCCAGGAGCAGAUCUCCUCUCUGUCAGACAGCAUCUCUGCUGUUGAAGAAGACCUGCAGAAAGACAACGUGUCGUUCCUCAGCAGUUAUAAAGCCACUCAGAGCAGAGCCAGAGGUCAGAGGUCACUGUCAGAUCCACAGCUGGUCUCAGGAGCUCUGAUAGAUGUGGCCAAACACCUGGGCAACCUGUCCUUCAGAGUCUGGGAGAAGAUGAAGGAGAAGGUCCACUUCAGUCCUGUCAUUCUGGACCCAAACACAGCGAGUAGAUUUCUCUACCUGUCUGAUGAUCUGACCAGUGUGAGACGUGGAGACACAAAGCAGCAGCUUCCUGAUAAUCCAGAGAGAAACACUAAUUACACCUUUGUUUUUGGUUCUGAGGGUUUCAACUCAGGGAAACACAGCUGGGAGGUGGAGGUGGGAGACCAUCCUGACUGGAAUAUCGGUUAUGUUAAAGAGUCAGUUGACAGGAAGGGGGAAUUAUUUACUUCACCAAAAUAUGGAAUCUGGUGUUUAUGGCAUCGUGAUGGAAAAUACACUAAUGGUGUUGGUAAGACUCUCAAAGUGAAGAAGAAUCUCCAGAAGAUCAGAUUCCAGCUGGACUAUGAUAGGGGGGAGGUGUCCUUCUACGACCCUGAAGACAUGUCUCACAUCUGCACUCACAGAGACACUUUCACUGAGAAACUCUUCCCUUAUUUAGUUGUUGAAAAAGCUGCUGAUGCCAAAACUUCUGAUCUCAAAAUCUGUCAAACUGAGAUUUCUGUUAAAACAUCAAAGUUGUGUUUUUAAAAUAUAUAUUUUUAGAUCUUUCUAUUUGCAGUCAGACCAACCUUUGUUUUAAAUAGCAAAUGAACACAUUAUUGUUUUCAAGGUUUUUUAAACUUUAAUUUGAAAUUAAAAAUAGGAAAAGAUGACUACAUUUUUUUGAAAAUCACAACAUCUUUAUCAUUUAAUGAGUGUUUUUAUUUUUGUGAAACAAGUAUAAAAUAAUAAUUUAAUAAUGUUUUUACUUCAGUAUUUAGUUGUAAUCUUUCUCACCAGCAUUGGACAUUUUUUCCUUUUCCAAUUUGACUGUUGAGGAAAAACUGUGUAGUUCACUGGACUUCA
This is a messenger RNA of Fundulus heteroclitus (mummichog), 1767 nucleotides long. RefSeq names its product nuclear factor 7, brain-like. Gene Ontology annotation, molecular function: zinc ion binding; protein binding. Lineage: Eukaryota; Metazoa; Chordata; Actinopteri; Cyprinodontiformes; Fundulidae. The transcript has a single exon. Bases 1 to 1449 code for a protein of 482 amino acids. The record is from RefSeq and is a predicted model, not a curated record.